This is a messenger RNA of Fukomys damarensis (Damara mole-rat), 2725 nucleotides long. RefSeq names its product leucine rich repeat and sterile alpha motif containing 1 (gene Lrsam1). The record is from RefSeq and is a predicted model, not a curated record. Gene Ontology annotation, molecular function: protein binding. Lineage: Eukaryota; Metazoa; Chordata; Mammalia; Rodentia; Bathyergidae. The coding region runs from base 434 to 2620 and encodes 728 amino acids. The transcript has 26 exons.
GUCGUUCAGGGCACUUAGCUCAAGAAGCGUCAGAGAAAAAGGGGCUUCUGAGAUCGUGGGCCUUGCUGAUCCCUAUAUUCCCUAUCUAGAGGGUCACUCCGGAGUGCCAGGCCCCCAAGCCCAGAGCCCCGCCCAUCCUUUGAGGGGUCUGCAGCCCCACACCGAGACGUUAGUGUUUGGCAACUACAGCGCCCUUCUAACCUCUUGCUCCUGCGUUUCGAGGAGACCAGACUCCAGCUCCACCGGCCCGUGCCAGGGAUCAGCGAUCCUGCGCCCAUGACCAAGCCCUCGGAGUGACCAGCCUGCCUUUGGGUCCACAAGAAGGUCCGAACUUCCAGGACCUCACCGUCCCUAUAGCCGGGUCCGCCACUGCCCAGCUCGACCGGAGGAUGGGUGUGGUUCUCCGCAUCUGAGCUGCACGUCAGGAGAGGGCAUGAAGGAGGAGUCCGGCAAAAAAGGAAGGAUGCCUCUCUUCUUCCGGAAGCGGAAACCCAGCGAGGAGGCUCGGAAACGCCUGGAGUACCAGAUGUGUCUGGCAAAAGAAGCGGGAGCAGAUGACAUUCUUGACAUCUCUAAAUGUGAGCUCACAGAGAUUCCAUUUGGGGCUUUUGCGACAUGCAAAGUUCUUCAGAAGAAGGUGUUGAUUGUGCACACAAACCAGCUCACCUCCCUGCUGCCCAAAUCCUGCAGCCUCCUGAGCCUGGCAACCAUCAAGGUCCUGGAUCUGCAUGACAAUCAGCUGACAGCCCUCCCUGAGGACCUGGGGCAGCUGACCACCCUGCAGGUGUUGAAUGUGGAAAGAAAUCUACUGACACAUCUCCCCCGCUCCAUUGGGAACCUGGCCCAACUCCAGACCCUCAAUGUGAAAGACAACAAGCUGAAGGAGCUGCCAGACACCCUGGGGGAGCUCCUAAGCCUGCGAACCCUCGACAUCAGUGAGAACGGAGUUCAGAGGCUGCCGCAGACGCUGGCUCACAUCCGGACGCUGGAGGCGCUGAGCCUCGAUGCCUCGACCAUAGUCUUCCCGCCGCAGGAGGUGUGUGGCGCCGGCACCGCGGCCAUCCAGCGGUUCCUCUGCAGAGAGUCGGGGCUGGAAUAUUACCCCCCUUCUCAGUACCUGCUGCCGGUACUGGAGCAAGAUGGAGCCAACUGCGCCCAGGACAGCCCUGACGGACCGGCAGACAGAUUCUCCAGGGAGGAGACAGAGUGGCAGAACAGGUUUUCCGACUUUGAGAAGCGGAAGGAGCAGAAGAUGCUGGAGAAACUGGAGUUCGAGCGGCGCCUGGAGCUGGGACAGCGCGAGCACGCCCAGCUGCUGCGUCAGAGCAACAGCCAGAAGGACGAGGUCCUGCAGACGCUGCGGGAGGAGCGCUCCCGGCUGGAGCAGGGACUGAGCGCUCACCAGCGCUACCUGGACGCCGAGCGGCAGCGGCUGCAGGAGCAGCUGAAGGAGGCUGAGCACAGCGUCGCCAGCCGCAUCCAGAAGCUGCUGCAGGAGAACCGGAGGCAAAAACAAAGUUCAGAGAUUCUGAAGUCGUUGGAAAAUGAACGAAUAAGAAUGGAACAGUUGAUGGCCAUAACCCAGGAGGAAACGGAGAACCUGCGUCGCCGGGAGAUCGCCUCCGCCAUGCAGCAGAUGCUGACGGAGAGCUGUAAGAGCCGGCUCGUCCAGGUGGCCUACGAGGCGCAGCGGCAGAGCCUGGUCCAGCAGGCCUGUUCCAGCAUGGCUGAGAUGGAUGAGCGGUUCCAGCAGAUCCUGUCGUGGCAGCAGAUGGACCAGAGCAAAGCCAUCAGCCAGAUCCUGCAGGAGAGCUCUAUGCAGAAGGCGGCCUUCGAGGCCCUCCAGGUGAAGAAAGACCGAAUGCAUCAGCAGAUCAGGAACCAGAUUAGGUUAAUAGAAACUGAGUUAUUGCAGCUGACACAGCUGGAGUUAAAGAGGAAGUCCCUGGACACUGAGGCGCUGCAGGAGGCGGUGGCAGAGCAGCGCUGGGUGCUCAGCGCCCUGCUCCAGCAGCUGCUCAAGGAGAAGAAGCAGCGGGAGGAGGAGCUGCGGGACCUCCUGACGGAGUUGGAGGCCAAAAGUGAGACCAAGCAGGAAAACUACUGGCUCAUCCAGUAUCAGCGGCUCUUGAACCAGAAGCCAUUGUCCUUGAGGCUGCAGGAAGAGGGCAUGGAGCGCCAGCUGGUGGCCCUCCUGGCGGAGCUCCCAGCCAAGCACUACUUGCCUGUCUUCGCGCACCACUGCAUCUCCCUGGACAUGCUGAGCCGGAUGAGCCCCAGGGACCUGGCCGAGCUGGGCGUCUCGGAGACUGGCCUGCAGCGUGAGAUCCUCAGGAGAGCCCGGGAACUGCACGAUGCGGCCAGUGCCCAGCCAGAGCUGAAACCAGCCAAGGGGGAGACCCCCGGGGCCCUGGAGCCGCCCGCAGCACCGUCCGCGCCCCCUGAGGAGCCCGAGGUGCAGGUCUCGGAGUGCGUCAUCUGCCUGGAGCGGGAGGCCCAGACCAUCUUCCUCCCCUGUGGCCACGUCUGCUGCUGCCAGCAGUGCUGCCAGCCCCUGCGCACCUGCCCCCUGUGCCGCCAGGACAUCGCGCAGAGCCUCAGGAUCUACCACAGCCCUUGAACGCAGCGCCCACUGCUUCCCCGGGCAGCUCACCGGGCAUCUCCCCGCCAUGCGCAUCUGGGCCAGGAGGGGGCGCUCCUGGACCCUGCACUGCCGCUCUGAGCG